AUGGUGACAUUCAAACUUCCCUUGUCUGUGCUUCUCUUAUUUCUUCAACUCAAUAUUUUUCUAUGCUCAGCAGAAGUACUAUACAUUCCAGUCACUAAAGACACAACAACGCUACAAUAUAUUACAGAAGUAGGUCAAAGGACUCCUUUAGUACCCAUAAAACUCCUAGUCCAUCUUGGUGGACGAAGCUUAUUGGUGGACUGUGACAAAGGUUACAAAAGUUCAACUUACAAAUCAGCUGUAUGUAAUUCCACACAAUGCUCGUUUGCCAAGUCACAUGCCUGUGGAGACUGCAUAUUCAAAUCUCAACUGCAGCCUGGAUGCAACAAUAAUACUUGCUACAUUUGGGGUGAAAAUCCCUUGAUCAAUUCGUUUCAUGACCGCGCAGAAAUUGCUGAGGAUGUAUUGACAAUUGGUUCUACUCCUGGUGUUCAUGUCACUUGGUCGCGGUUUAUUUUCACUUGCCUUCUUGAUCAAGAUAUGAUGAGACUCCUCGCGAAAGGAGUCACAGGAAUUGCAGGUUUUGGACGCGAAAGUCCAAUUUCCCUUCCCAAUCAACUUGCUUUAGACCCUAGAUUCACCAGGAAGUUUGGUCUAUGUUUGAGCUCAUCGACAAGAUCUCGCGGAGUUAUCUUCAUUGGUUCUGGUCCAUAUAAUAUUUACAAUCCUAAGAAGAUUGACAUCUCCAAAGAUCUUGUCUACACCAAACUAAUCGCAAACAAAAGGGGAGGAUUUGUGGCAUCUGAAGAGUACUAUAUCCAAGUUUCAUCCAUUAGAGUCGCGGGGAAAGACGUGCCACUAAAUAAAACAUUGCUAUCUAUUAAUAAGAAAAAUGGAGUUGGUGGGACGAGAAUCAGCACAGCGACACCUUUUACAAUUUUGCACACUAGCAUUUACGAUGCUUUUAAAACUGCUUUCAUCAAGGCUCUUCCGAAGAACGUGACCCUAGUUGAUCCUCCUAUCAAACAAUUUGGAGUCUGUUUUAGUUCCAAAAAUAUUAAAAGCACCAACACUGGACCAGACCUUCCCGUGAUAGAUGUUGUCUUGCACAAACCGAGUGCAUUUUGGAGGAUUUAUGGGACAAAUUCGGUGGUACAAGUUAAUAAGGACGUCAUGUGUUUAGCAUUUGUGGGACAAGACCAAACAUGGGAACCAUCAAUUGUAAUAGGAGGGCAUCAAAUGGAAGAGAACCUCUUGGUAUUUGACCUUCCUGGGAAGAACAUAGGUUUCAGCUCCUCACUCAAACUUCAACAAACAUCUUGUUCUAAGUACGAUAAUACCACUCUAGGCUAG
This is a messenger RNA of Capsicum annuum, 1293 nucleotides long. RefSeq names its product basic 7S globulin. NCBI's taxonomy places the organism in Eukaryota, Viridiplantae, Streptophyta, Magnoliopsida, Solanales, Solanaceae. The record is from RefSeq and is marked provisional. Gene Ontology annotation, biological process: proteolysis. Gene Ontology annotation, molecular function: aspartic-type endopeptidase activity.